AACUCUUUUUACAUAUGUAUUUGACCCACCGCCUUUCUUCCUCGUUCGUGUUCUUGGUUCUUGAUCUCAAUAAUUAUUAUUAACUUAACUCUUCUCAUCGUCACCUUUCAACUUUCGUUAAUUUCGACCUUGCAACAACACAAGUUCGUACUAUUUUGUCCGCCUACUUCUGAGAAGUGAGCAAAGAAACUACCCAUCUCGACAAAAACAAAGCCAAAACACUCUCAAUCAAUACCGUCGAUCCUGUCAAUCCUUCUCGAUGGCCAGCAACGAGUAUUACGGCCAGCAGCACCCUCAACAGGGCUAUGGCGGCUACCCGCAACAGCCUCAGCCGGCUUACGGUCCUCCUCCCGGCCAGUACUACCCGCCACAAGGCCAGCCGCAAAUGCAAUACCAGCAGCAACCUCCCCCACAAGAGCGCAAGUCAGGCGGUGGUGGCUGUCUUAAGGGGUGUCUAGCUGCGCUGUGCUGCUGCUUCGUGUGCGAGGAAGGAUGCGAAUGCUGCGCCGACUGCUGCGAGUGCUGCUUUGAGAUGUGUUAAGGUGGAUGGAUGGACCUCCAGAAACCCAUGCGAUGAUGUGGCCAUAAGGAAAUAGGAUGGCAAAUCGGUGGCCUUUUGGGGAUUUGGGUUGCGUAAGAGGGAGAGCCGAAUAAUACUAUUCAGGUCGACUCGCACUUCGAAAACGCGCUCCAAAAAACGCAAACAACAAGGAUACUCAACAGGAGAGUAAUGGGGGGUUUUGAGGAUGGCAUUGUGACUUUACGAUACUACCUGGCGUCUUCCCUACGGACGUACAGGCUUAUUUCAGUUCAGGGGAUUAAAACUGGUUUUCAAGAUUAGUUUCUGACGAUACUGUACGAUGAGCUUCUUUGGCUUCACGACAUAGGGGCGAAGCAGAGGUCUCGUUCGCCUUAUACGAAAUUUCUUCUGUUGCAAACCGUGUUAUUUUUCUGUUGACUGCAGUGACAAUGACAACUCUUGACAAUUUCGAGGUGCUAGCCCUGGAGGCUUUAAUUACCGUAAUUAGAGCUAAUAGCCUACAUAAGUAGUUAGGUAUUGUACCUAGCAUACUAGGUAGUAGUGUGCUAAGGGUCCGUGGAUAUCAAUCUGGCAAGCCGGUUCAAGUAAUUAAUGGUGGACGUAUUCGAGUUAAGACUCCAGAG
Messenger RNA from Hypoxylon fragiforme, 1164 nucleotides. RefSeq lists its product as uncharacterized. Bases 260 to 541 code for a protein of 93 amino acids. The transcript has 3 exons. Lineage: Eukaryota; Fungi; Ascomycota; Sordariomycetes; Xylariales; Hypoxylaceae. The record is from RefSeq and is a predicted model, not a curated record.